Molecule: messenger RNA, 645 nt
Organism: Diaporthe citri
Lineage: Eukaryota; Fungi; Ascomycota; Sordariomycetes; Diaporthales; Diaporthaceae
Exons: 4
Coding region: 1-645 (214 amino acids)
Source: RefSeq, a predicted model, not a curated record
AUGGACCACGAGUCUGGAAGGAUAGUUGUCGUAGGAAGCUGGGUCCACGACCCCCUUGACGAGGCCAACAAAUCAUCUGGUGCGUACGAUGACCCAAAAUGGAAGACGAUCUUUGCAGAUAGCACCAGCGAGACCGUUGACUCCGUUAUUCGAGGCGAUUGGAGCCCACCAGGCGACCCGUCCAAGGACCGAUUGGGGUUCGCUGCAAUCCGACGCUAUGGAGCGUCAAAGCUAUGCCUUGCUAUGAUGAUCGUCGAGCUCCAACGCCGGCUGGACGCAGACCCGGACCUGAGCGGAAUCUCGGUCCUGGGUGUGGACCCGGGCCUGAUGCCGACCAAGAUCACCACGGGCGGCCUCGGGUUCUUGGUAGGCUCGAUUUACACGCUUGUGAUGCACGUUUCGGGUCGUGUCUGGCCCAACGGCGCGCUGCGCCUGAAACACAAGUCAGCAGGUGAUGUCCUCGCAACUGCUCUAGAGACAGGCCCGCCCUUUGGGAAGCGGCCCAAGGGCUUGUAUAUGAAUGGGUCUGAGCCCAAGGAGGUGGGUAUUGAGGCACAGGAUGAGAAGAAGCGAGGCAGUGUGUGGAAGGCGAGUAUAAAGUACGCUGAGCUGAAGGAAGGGCAGACUUACGACCCAAAAGACUAA